Rhipicephalus microplus (southern cattle tick) is the source of this 1216-nucleotide messenger RNA. Its product is annotated as monocarboxylate transporter 3. The record is from RefSeq and is a predicted model, not a curated record. Gene Ontology annotation, biological process: transmembrane transport. NCBI's taxonomy places the organism in Eukaryota, Metazoa, Arthropoda, Arachnida, Ixodida, Ixodidae. Gene Ontology annotation, molecular function: monocarboxylic acid transmembrane transporter activity.
AUUUUCGCGCUACAACGCUGCAUGAGAAUCUACCACAUCAUUCUGCUUAGCACCAUACUCAACAGCGUGGCACUGAUUGCUGCGGCUUUUUCCCCUAAUAUCACAUGUAUGAGCAUAAUCUUCGGUGCUAUUCAUGGCUUCGGAAUGGGACUGUUCACCACGUCUGCGGGCAUCUACAUCCUUCUCUACUUCUACAAGUACAGGGCCACGGCUCUUUCAAUCUUUUAUGGCGUUGGCUGGGCCGUAGCCGGAAUAGUUGGACAGCUGAUACUGUCUGCCCUGGUGAACACAUACGGCUUUCAAGGCGGGUUAUUUUUGCUCGGCGGGAUUAUGAUGCACUCCAUCCCGAUCGUCAUGCUUGCCGGGAACCCUUCGCCGAUGUCCAUCGCAUGCAAGUGGCGGGAAACGGAUCCUGCCGAGAUUCGGAAAUCGGGACCGGAUGACUUGUGGAGCGCCAACGUCAUAAAUGAAGGGAAGGCAGAAGGACCUCAAGAGUUGCGACCUAUUUGCAAGCCGGCGCUACCUGAGAGCUGCUCCGUAAAACACGCCCUGGCACUCUUCGCCACGCCAGCUUUCUACGUCAUUGUUGCGGUCAUCAUCAUUGACGAUUACAGUAAUGUUCAGUUUUCCACGACAAUCGUGGACUACGCCAUCGAUAAAGGCAUCCCUCUGGAUACCGCUAAGACACUUAUCUCAUUUGCGUCUUCUGGCAACCUCAUCGGCCGCGUCGCGGUGCCAUUCCUGGCCGACAUCCGGCCGCGCUUGCGCAUUCCAAUUUACGUGCUGGCGUUUGUCUUAGUCACCACUGUGCUUAUUGCAACGACGCGAGUGUACGCCUACGAGGGUGUUGCGGCACUCACCCUUAUCCACGGAAUCUCCAAAGGAACAUUGUUGUGCUUUAGAACUGUCCUCAUUGCUGAGAUUCUGGGCGUCGACCGUUCGGCGGCCUGCGCUGGCAUCACGGGUGUUACAAUGAUACCACUUAGUCUGGCGAGCCCUGCAAUCCUAGGAUCCUUCCGGGAUGGAAGAGGCAGCUACGAUGGAUUUUAUUGGAUGCUAGCAGCGAUCAAUUUGGCGGCUGCUAUCACAUUCUCCAUAUUCGCUGUGCUUGAUCGGAGGCGGAGAAUCGGUACAUGGACGAACGAUGAUUGCGAGAAAAAGAACUGAACUUCGUUCCACAUAUCGUAAUGAAUAUACCUCACGUGAUGAUUCCACA